CGCUCGCCUGCAGCACGCGGCGAAAGGGAGGAGAGCGGAAGUGGCCGCACUUGCAUCAACAGUUUGCUGCUGACACGCCGGCGUGCAGUGUCGCUGUGGAGGCUGUCGAGCGCGAAGGGUGUUGUAGUACGCGUUGCCGGCACGCAGAUUAGAGCAGAUUAGAGCUGGAGCUAGGCCCGGACCCGCAGUGCGCGAUCGAUGGCGGCGGCAUUUCCCCGCCUAGCAGCGCUCUAGCAUUCACGACUCCGACCACGCCGCGAGUACUUGACUGUGCCAACGUGCCUGGCGAUGCACCCCCGUCUGCAGACGACCUCGCCCGAGGAUGCUGCCUAGGAAGUCGCCCGUCCUCCUCUCGUCGUGCGCCACUGCCCUGACGCCCCUCCACGCCACAUCUGCCGCGCCGCACUCAUGUCGUCAUACAUCGCCGAGACCGCAGCACACGACACAGCGUCGCACCUAUGCCCAGCACGUCGAUGGCAGCGAGGCAGACGUGCUUAGCUGGCCUGAGCCCGUGCACCCGCAUACCACCCCGACGCCGUACCAGAUCUUGAAAUCCAGAAAGGGCGAUGCAUACAACAAGAGCCGCUACUAUGCCCUCGUCAAGCUGUACCAUCCGGAUCGCUGCCACCCGGGCUGCACCACAUACACCCUCCCGCUGGCCGUCCGCCUAGAACGCUACCGCAUGCUCGUCGCUGCACACGACAUCCUAUCUGACGUCGAGAAGCGGAAGGCGUACGAUGCGUGGGGCGCUGGCUGGACCGGACACAACCGCGCUCCUUCCUCCAGCGGGGGCACGCGGCACCCGUAUGACUGGGACCUUGAUCGCACGCGAUGGAACACCGACCCGCGGGCCAACGCAACGUGGGAGGACUGGGAGCGAUGGUACGGCGAGAACGACUCGUCGCACCCCAAAGGCGAGCGCGCCGUCCAAAUGAGCAACUUCACCUUCAUGUCCCUGAUCUUUGCGUUCGUGGCCAUCGGUGGCGUCAUGCAGGGCACGCGCUUCAGCGGCUUCCACAACUCAGUAGUUGAGAGACGAGACCAGGUCCACAGAGAAGCGAGCAGCGUUUAUCAGCGGAGCAGGCAUGCUACCAUGAGUGGCGACCGAGACGAGAGGAUACGCACGUUUCUGUCCCAUAGAGAGGCAAAUCUGGCCGGCGAGGAGAGCUAUCAUCGGCUGCUGCCGCCGAGCGAGCACUGCACGCCGAACGAGCCAGGGCGGCAAUGAGGGGUACUUCAUGCUUGAAAAUAUGACAGGCAAAUUAGGCGUUGGAUGGUAUUCUGUACAUACUUUGGCUACGACCAGGCACGGCGUACAUACCUCAUGUGAUGGGUUGGUCUUUCAGGGCCUCCAGCAUGCUACUAGCAACACCCACAUACAGCAUCCUUGUCGAAUCGAAACAAAUCGAUCUUGUAAACGAAAAGCCCGAGACUUGUUCCUGCCAGAGCCUAUCCGUCCGCGAUUAGCUCAUUGCACCCUA
Molecule: messenger RNA, 1481 nt
Organism: Boeremia exigua
Lineage: Eukaryota; Fungi; Ascomycota; Dothideomycetes; Pleosporales; Didymellaceae
Exons: 1
Coding region: 323-1228 (301 amino acids)
Source: RefSeq, a predicted model, not a curated record